Molecule: messenger RNA, 1908 nt
Organism: Candidozyma duobushaemuli
Lineage: Eukaryota; Fungi; Ascomycota; Pichiomycetes; Serinales; Metschnikowiaceae
Exons: 1
Coding region: 1-1908 (635 amino acids)
Molecular function (GO): protein binding
Source: RefSeq, a predicted model, not a curated record
AUGGAAAUUCCCCUGUCUGAGCUUUCUCCGACGUCAGCGAAGGUGGAGCCGAAAAGCUCACCUAUACCAUCGAAUGCCUCCAUCGAGAACCAGAACGGGACACAAAGUGGGCUACCAGAGCAAAUGGCACCAUCGUAUAAGCUGGAACUCGAAAGAACACCAGAACUCUUUCAACAGGCCAUUUUGGGUCCGGAAGAUGCUACGUCUAAACCACAAGCCAUGGAAGUGGAUAAUGAACUGCUGAUGAGGCUGUCUGCUGAUGAGGUAAAAAUCCUCGAGAAAACGGAUUUGACUACUGCGGCUCCAAAGAGCACAAGGAUUAUAGUUAAUGCCGGCUUCAAUGGGAGUGAUCACAUCUCACAGUUCAAGAGUGAUCUAAAGCUACGAGGUGAGGAAAAGAUCACAGAACAAUCGCUUGAUGAGGAAGUGCCCCAGGGAAAUUUUGACUACGUUACCAUCUGCAUUGAAUACGAUCAAAACUUUACGAAAAACCUAAAAAGCUUGGGUGAACUUUUCAAGAAAGACUUCGUCAAGGACGCCAAGAAAGUUACCUAUCACAUAGACUUUGAUAGUACAAAGAAAUGGGCUUCCAUAUCUGGCGAUGAAAAAGAGCAGUACGUGGAGUUUAUUGAAGACUUGAGCCAAGCGGCCGCUGCGAAGGUGACCCAUUGCUCCCUUAUUCACAAGUAUGAUCCAGACACAGUAUUCGUCACCGAAAAGGACCAGUUGGCGGAGCUUGGGCAAGAAAUCCUGGGUGAUAUCAAUAAGUGGACCAAUCUUAAAAUAUUUGACUACGGGUUGAAUUGUUUGCGUUUCUUUCCUGGUGUUAGGUUCCCAGACAGCCUCGAGGUUAUGCAUGUUGGAGGCGGGAACUCCCUAGAAACACUUGCAGGAUUCAAAAUUCCUUCCAGCCUUAAGGUGCUUGAUGCAUCAAGAAGUCUUCUCUCAACUAUCGACUACAUUUCAUUACCACCGACCACUGAGCAUCUUCUUCUUUCGGACAACAGAAUCUACUUUUUGAAUUAUGCCGAGUUUCCAGUCCGCCUUCAAUCGUUGGAUCUUUCAAACAAUCGCAUUGACCUGUUGAAGAACAUUAAUUUCCCAAAACAUCUUCGUUAUUUGUCAGUCUCCAACAAUCCAAUCGAAUGUAUUAAGGGUGUUCGUUUCCCUGAAAGCAUCGAGCACCUUGACCUUUCUUGCAUACCAAAUGAGUCAAUGACAGGCAUUAAAUUCCCAGAUCUGACUAUAUCGCUCAAUCUUCAACAGUCAAUGACAAACACCAGAGGAUUGAAGAUACCUCCAUUAGUGAGAGACCUCAAUAUGUCUGGGAAUGGUGUCAACAGCAUAAACCCAUUGAAACUUCCCAACUCAAUCGAAAGUCUUUUCUUGACAAAUAACAACAUCAAGACACUCAACAAGGUUGCAUUCCCUAGCUGCUUAAAGGAGCUUUAUUUGGGGAACAACAUGAUCACAACGCUCAAAAACGUCCAGUUCCCUCCCACACUAGAAAUCUUAGAUCUAGAGAUGGACCCCCAUCUAGAAGAGAACGAGAAGUUCAUCACGUCCAUCAAAGAUGUCAUUUUUUCUGCUCACCUAAAGGUACUUAAUCUCGGAUAUCAUCUGAUCAAGACUAUCGAGUCCAUGGAUUUCCCAUAUUCUUUGGAGGAGCUUAAAUUACAGUACAACGACUUACGGGUUUUCAGAAACGUUCGCUUUGGACCUAACCUUCGAAUCCUUGACCUCAGUGGAAACCAGGAUCUCUAUAACAUGGAUGGAGUGGUGCUUCCAAACUCACUAAAAGAAUUCAGAGUACCAUCAGUGCUUCUAAACAACCUACCUUACGGACUAGUAGAAAGGGUUAACAAAGGAGAAGUGAAGCUUACGAAGUCAAUGCCAUAUACGAUAUGA